This is a messenger RNA of Mustela erminea (ermine), 1208 nucleotides long. RefSeq lists its product as uncharacterized. NCBI's taxonomy places the organism in Eukaryota, Metazoa, Chordata, Mammalia, Carnivora, Mustelidae. The coding region runs from base 57 to 551 and encodes 164 amino acids. The transcript has 2 exons. The record is from RefSeq and is a predicted model, not a curated record.
CUCCCUUCCGAGUAGACAAAAAUGUGAAACAGAUUUUCAACACGCUAGAUGCCCACAUGGGCAGCGCCGUCCCUGAGCACAGGUGGCCCCACCCCGGCCCGUCCUCACCACGGAAGCAGGGGGCCCUCAGGAAGGUGGUGGGCCCCCACGCAGCCUUGGAGCAGCACCUGCUCCCGCCAGCCAGACGGGACAACCUCGUGACCCCAGGCACUGCGCCAAGCAGACGGAAGGUCUUGUCUCAGCUGGGGGCGAUCGGUCCAGGACGAGCUCCGCCCUGGGUCGGCUGCACGGAGACCCGGGAGGGCCACAGUGUCUGCCGACAGCUGUCCCGGAGCGAAGGCAAACCAGCUUCUCAAGUGUCCCUGACAGAAGACGAGGACACGCAAUGUCUGGCAACCAGUGAGAAGCACCACGCCAGAAAGCAGGGAAAAUACGCUUCCCAACAUGCGGAACCGUCCGUCCAGACGGACCGGGCACCGGCGCGGAUGUCAGAAUACAAGGUCAGGGACAGGGACAGGGACAAGGUACGAUGCUUAGGGGAAAAUUUGUAGUGCUGUAUAACCACACGACGAAAGAAGAUCCCAGACUAACAACCUUAGCCUUCAUUGUAAGGAAAGAGAAGAGCCAAAUGCAAAUGAGCAGAAAAAAGGGGACUGAAGAUCUAAGCAGCGAUCAGUGAAAUCAGAGACAUAAAAAUAAAAGGUAAAAUCAAUAAAACCACAGGUUGUUAUUUGAGAUAAAAAAGUUCCUACACUUCUGUCCAGACUGGUCAGGGGGAAGAAACAGACAUAAAUGCUCCGUAUCUGAAAUACGAGUUGUAGCAUCACCAGGGAGCCUACGCGCAUGAGAAGGAUAAAAGGGAAUAUUCUGAGCAACUUUGUGACGAUAUAGAACAAUUCCUCGACGGACACAAACAACCAAAACUCAUUCAAAAAGAGAUAGAUUACCUGAACAGCCCUUCAUCUGUUAAAGAAAUGGAAUUUUUAGUAAGUCUUUCCACAAAGAAAACAUCAGAGCCAGACUGUUUUACUGGUGAUUCCUAGCAAACAUUUAAGGAGAACAUAACACCAAUUCAACACAGAGUCUUCUAGAAAAUUGAGGAGAGAACCCAUCCCCAUCUGUAAGGCUAGCAUGACUGUGAUACCAAAACAAAACCUACAGAUUCAUGAGCACAGAUGCAGAAGUUCUAAAUAAAACUUCAGCAAAUU